Molecule: messenger RNA, 321 nt
Organism: Aphanomyces invadans
Lineage: Eukaryota; Oomycota; Saprolegniomycetes; Saprolegniales; Verrucalvaceae
Exons: 1
Source: RefSeq, a predicted model, not a curated record
AUGUUAUACUGGCGCUUCAUCCUUGCAACCGCCGUGGCCCUGGCCACGGCCGCGGCACAGGAGUUUACGGGUGACGGCACGGGGUACGUCCUCGGCACACCAAGCAGCGGCAAUUGCAACUUCAUGAACGUCCCGAAAGCUGUGUCGACAAAUUAUGUCGCGCUCGCAACCGAACGCUUUGCGCAAACGGCCGCGUGCGGAAAGUGCAUUCAAGUACGCUGCACGGACGACAAAUGCAAAGGUGCCACUGCCACGGAAGUGCUCUACGUUGUGGAUCAGUGCCCUGGCUGUGCCAAGGACGACCUCGACUUUUCUCGCGAA